AUGAGUUGGCGUUUUAUUCUGAUGGUUAUUAUUAGUAUUUCAUGGAUACCGAUACUAAUCUUCUUUGUGACUAAUAUUAAUUCAAAAUUAAUUUCUCAAGUUCAAAUAACUAUAUCAAAACCAUGGACAUUAGUAACUCGAAAUAAUGUACGUCUAAGUAGAUUAUAUAAAAAAUAUAAUUUAUUAUUAAAUUUGACAGCAUUUAAAACGAAUCAUUUAUCAAAUAAAACAAUAAUUUAUUCUUGUACAUCAUUUUGUGGUGGUUGGGGUGAUCGAUUACGUGGUAUUAUAUCUGCUUAUAUUCUUGCUUUAUUAACUGAUCGUCAUUUUAUGAUUGAUAUGAAUUAUCCUUGUGAUAUUUUAAAAGUAGUUGAACCUAAUUUUGUUAAUUGGACAUAUGUUAAACACAAUAAAUCGAAAAAUCGAACUCGUUUGUAUAUUAAUACCAGAGAUGGGCAAGUCAUUUUUCAAGUCAUUUAG
Rotaria sordida is the source of this 480-nucleotide messenger RNA. Lineage: Eukaryota; Metazoa; Rotifera; Eurotatoria; Philodinida; Philodinidae. The record is from the annotation of a GenBank genome assembly.